Molecule: messenger RNA, 3253 nt
Organism: Vollenhovia emeryi
Lineage: Eukaryota; Metazoa; Arthropoda; Insecta; Hymenoptera; Formicidae
Product: glucose dehydrogenase [FAD, quinone]
Exons: 2
Coding region: 1326-3149 (607 amino acids)
Molecular function (GO): oxidoreductase activity, acting on CH-OH group of donors; flavin adenine dinucleotide binding
Source: RefSeq, a predicted model, not a curated record
ACUUUUGGCCAUCGGUUUCACCGUGUACAGAUACAAUAACCUCGACCCAGAAUCGCACCCGCAAAAUGCACAAGAGAGUCGAUAAAGUAGUGCACGCGUGUAAGUCACCGACUACUGACCAACGGAUUUAAAAUCUAGGAUAUAGGAUAUAGGUCCGCGAUAGAUCCUACUUGUGGCUCAUCCGAGUGGAGAAGUUUACACGGGGAUUUUAGCAUGACUGUCAUGGUUUUUGUGUGAUUUCACUAUGAUUUUUAACCGUCUUGUUAUAUAAAAAUGGCACCAUCUUGGUCUAUACAUUUACUCACUCGGAUGAGCCACAAGUAGGAUCAUCCCUAGGUGUAGAACGGGCAUGAGCGAUAUACAUAUUUAUACAUAUGUAUGUGUAAACAAUGUCAACGUAAGAGGCUGGUCCUCACUUGACGCUUUUAUCUUAUUAAAAUUCUGAGAUGAAACCUUUUUCUUCGCCAGUGAGUAAUAAAUAAACAAAUUUCCUUUCUUCGACCAACUGGCAAUUUUUAUUAGACUAGCACUACGUUUCGACUGCGAUUCCAGUCCUUCUCAAGUGCAUUAAAUUAACAUAAGCGCGCUCACAACAUUUAGAAGCUCCCACAUUGUGCCAACAAUGAGUCAAUUUUCAUAACUAAAACCGUAAAGUGUCACAUAUGUAAAACGCCGUAUUGAGUGAAAUCAGGCCAAUAACAUUAGAAAUAUAUAUCAAAAUGAGAUCAAAAAGGUAGCUUAAUAAAUAUGUGCAACAAUUGAAAGUUGGAAAAAAACGGUAAAAAACAAAUUUAUAUGCAACACUUACAUGUUUAGCGCCUCUGUUAAAUUGGAGACAUAAAAGUAUUAUCAUCUUAUAUGGAGAGACUAAAUUCCUGACUUCAAGAAGCACGUCAAUCUUUUAUCUUAUUGUUAACUGGUAUAGUUGGCAGUUUCGUGGCACGAAAAAUUCCUUUUAACGUUUAACACUUUCAUCAGAAUUCUUUCUUCCUUGCGCGUGUGGACGACGAUAAAAUUAACAAUUAUGGUUUAAAACUUUUAUAAUAUCAAGGGACAGCUACGUGCGAUGCACCUCGUAAUCAUUUGAGAAAACAUAAAAAAAAUUAAGUGUGCCAACCAUUGUUGCUUCAACUUACUAAUUGCUCGGCCAACAAUUUUUCAAGGUCAAUUGAGUUCAUACAGAAAAGUUAUACAUAUUCGAAUACGCGUGAUGUUUAUAUUAAUGUUGCAUUUCUUGUUCAAAAUGAAAUCCUCCCAGCCGCAUAGCGGCAUACCCGCUAUACCUUGCAUACUUGAACUUUCAGUUACGUAACGAAUACUACAUAAUGAAUCGCGAUAAACAAUUUCAGCUGCUACGAAUGUACGACUUUAUAGUGGUCGGAGGUGGCAGCGCGGGUGCCGUGGUGGCCUCGAGAUUGUCGGAAGUAGCUAAUUGGUCGGUGCUACUCUUAGAAGCUGGUGAUGAUGAGAACGAAAUAUCGGACAUCCCUCUGCUCGCCGGAUACAAUCAGCUCACGGAAUUCGAUUGGAAGUACCAGACCUCACCACCCAGCACAUCUGCCUAUUGUCUCGCCAUGAUAGGCGACAGGUGUAAUUGGCCGCGCGGCAGAGUACUCGGAGGAAGCAGCGUUCUCAACGCCAUGAUUUAUGUUCGUGGUAAUAGGCAAGUAUUAUACGUAGGUACAUUUUUCACCUUUGUUGCUAGGACUAGAACGAUACUUUGCUCUCGCAGGUACGAUUACGACAACUGGGCUCGAGCGGGUAAUACGGGAUGGAGUUACGAGGAGGUGCUCCCUUAUUUCCUCAAGUCUGAAGACAAUCGUAAUCCGUAUUUAGCGAGGACACCUUAUCACGAGGCAGGUGGUUACCUAACGGUGCAGGAGCCACCCUGGAAAUCUCCUCUGGCGAUCGCCUUUCUGCAAGCUGGUCAAGAGAUGGGCUAUGAUAAUCGCGACAUAAACGGGUUCAAUCAGACUGGCUUUAUGUUGACGCAAGCGACAAUUCGACGUGGCAGUCGAUGCUCCACGGCAAAGGCCUUCCUACGACCGGUGAAGAAUCGAUCGAAUUUGCACAUAGCGAUGCACGCUCAGGCUCUGAGGGUGCUCUUUAACGCCGACAAAAGGGCGACGGGCAUACAAUUCCUCCGUGACGGUAAACAGCAGGUCGUGAGAUGCAGAAGAGAAGUAAUCUUAUCCGCCGGCGCGAUUAAUUCGCCUCACUUGCUCAUGCUGUCCGGGAUCGGUCCCAGCGAGCACCUGACUGAGUUCGAUAUUCCAGUGAUAUCCGAUCUACGAGUUGGGGAUAAUCUUCAGGAUCAUGUCGGCCUUGGCGGGCUGACUUUUCUCGUAAACGAGUCCAUCACCCUGAUGAAGGAGCGAUUUCAAACUGUCCCGGUAAUGUUCGAAUACAUCGCGAGGGAGCGAGGACCUCUGACUACUCCGGGAGUCGAGGCAUUGGCCUUUCUUAAUACCAAGUAUGCUGACAAGUCCGGUGACUAUCCGGACGUGCAGUUCCAUUUCGCGCCAACGUCCAUCAAUUCCGAUGGCGAACAAAUAAAAAAGAUUCUCGGUCUGAGGGAUCGCGUGUACAACAUUAUGUACAAACCCUUGCACAACGUCGAGACCUGGUCGAUCUUACCGCUUCUACUGCGGCCCAAGAGCACAGGUUGGGUCAGAUUGAGGAGCAAGAACCCUUUGGUUCAGCCGGAUAUCAAUCCCAACUAUUUCACGCAUAAGGAGGACGUGGACGUUCUCGUGGAAGGGAUCGGAUUGGCGAUGCGGGUGUCCAAUACCAGCGCGUUUCAGCGAUUCGGCUCGAGACCUCAUACGAUUCGUAUGCCAGGCUGCCAUAAAUUUCCGUUCGAUACGUAUGAAUAUUGGGAGUGCGCCGUACGACACUUUACCUUCACAAUUUAUCAUCCAACGGGUACUUGCAAAAUGGGACCGCGAGGCGAUCCCACGGCCGUCGUGGACCCGCGACUGAGAGUUUACGGGGUGAAGGGACUCAGAGUCGCCGAUGCUUCUGUAAUGCCGACCAUUGUUAGCGGCAAUCCGAACGCACCAACCAUCAUGAUCGGCGAGAAAGUCAGUGACAUUAUCAAGGAAGAUUGGCGCGUGAAGGAAAAGCAACGUAUCGGACGAAAUUCAUAGAAAUCAACGGGGACUGUACGUGAAUGCGUGUACAUCUUGUCGCAUCUCCGAAUACAACCAAAAUUCCAAUUGUAUCGUAUGAGGGAUGGCUACUAAACUUUCUA